AUGGCAAGUAUCCGUGAAGAGUCGGUCCUUGGCGCUGUUAACUUCCUUAAAGACCCAAAAGUUCAAAAGUCUACUCUCCAAUCACGAGUUUCUUUUUUGGAAUCUAAAGGUCUAACUUCAGAAGAAAUUGAAGAGGCACUUCGGCGUGUUAAAGGUGGUGACCCGUUUAAUGCAACAACGGUAGCACCUCCUCAGCCUAUACAGGGUGUAAAUCCUGGGCAAGUGAUAUAUGCUCAACCACCAGCUCCACCACCUGCAAAAUCGGAUUGGCGCGACUAUUUCAUUGCUGCCGUUCUGUUCGGUGGCAUUGGAUAUGCAAUUGGGGCUGUUGUCAAGAAAUAUCUUCUCCCACUAUUAAAAACACCGACGGCUAACGAGCUUGAAAGUGAUAAGCAAGCUCUCAGCGAUCAAUUCACAUUUACUUCGGAGCGGCUAGAUUCGGUCAAAACUGACGCAAAUAUCGUCAGAAGAAACAUUGAAGAAACAUCCUUAAGUGUCAAAGAAGCAUUAGAAUCAUUAGAUACUGUUCUUAAAGAUCUGAAGCAACAGGAAAUCAAAAGAGACAUCGAUAUCAAGUCAUUACAGGAAGAAGUCAAAACUAUUCAUGAACUUAUUCCCAAGAUUCUUGAAAAAUCAAAAGACUCUCAAAAUCAAGCACUCGCUGAUUUACAAACCGAGUUGAAAUCACUGAGAUCAUUAAUCAUAAAUAGACCAAAUUUAACGACAUCUUUUCCCAAUGUAACGACCGGCGCUUCUUUCGAUGGUAUCUUCGAUAAUAGUAUCGGCGAAACAAAUGGUGCUAAACCAGUUGUUGAAGCUUCAUCAGAUUCAAUAUCAUAA
This is a messenger RNA of Ambispora gerdemannii, 840 nucleotides long. The record is from the annotation of a GenBank genome assembly. Lineage: Eukaryota; Fungi; Glomeromycota; Glomeromycetes; Archaeosporales; Ambisporaceae.